Molecule: messenger RNA, 1980 nt
Organism: Dracunculus medinensis (Guinea worm)
Lineage: Eukaryota; Metazoa; Nematoda; Chromadorea; Rhabditida; Dracunculidae
Source: the annotation of a GenBank genome assembly
AUGAAUAAUCAUCAAGAAAUGGGAGAUAUUGGCCUUCAAAAAUUACUUUCUGAAGGGUAUAAUGAAAUUAAUCCUAUGCGAGGAAAGUUUGAUCCAGUAGAUAUCACCGAAGAAUUUUUCGCAGAAUGUUCCAAAUUAACUGUUGGCGAAUUAGCGAUUAGUCCUAACUUUAGCUUAUCGGAAGCUAUGAGUGCUAUUGAGUUAAUGGAUCCCAAAAUGGAUAUUGGUAUGGUCAAGUAUGAUGAAUCAAUACAGUUUGAGAAUCUCGUUUCUACCGGGCAAUUAAAUAUAUGGGAAAUGGAUUUACCUGAAUUGAUUGCAACUAUGGAUGCUUUAUUAGCUUCUUAUAUUGCAUGGCUAGAAGGGAAUUCACUUGCACAGACAGUGCUAACUUGUGUUUGCCUUCAUAAUUUGGAUGCUGUGGAGGAUCCUAUUUUAUCAGCUUAUUGUCGUGGAAUAAUUGAACUUAUUUAUUUAACUCGUCAAAUUAUUCAAACUGCGACUGUUUAUGAUGAAGAAGAUUUCAAUGGUCAUUUUGUCAAUAUACGAUCUUCCGAUUGCGUAAAGUAUACAAGCAGUAUAAAGCAAGCAGAAUUAUCUUUACAGCGUGCUAUUAAACAGAAAUCAAAGGAUGUUAAAUUGUUAAAAGCUGCUUUAUGUCGGAUAUCGUUUCUGCGACAUUUUAUUUUCUCACUUAAUGUGCUUAUGCCGAGUCAACUCGCUGAAACAACAAUAACUCCAUUCCGUCCAAAUGCUGAAGAAGCCUCGAGUCAUAUGCGCAUUGCAUGUCAGUGUCUGGAAGAAAUGGAAUUAACAAUCGAUUUAGGUUCUCAACCAGCUGACGGAUGUGAUGGUUUGGAAUUUUUCAUUUCUUGUGCUCACUUAAUAAUUUGCGUUCUUUCUCGUUCAUUGCUGCAACUUGUUUAUCUUCCUCAAGAUGAUAAACUUAUGGGUUGUGUGCCUUUGUCGACUUCGGUUAUAGAAUCAAUUCGAUUACGUACUUCUGCUCCAUUUAUCGAUCAUUUAGGUACGAUUCAAGUAGAUUCUCAGUGUGGCAUUUUUUUCAAUGAAUUUAUAACCGAUGCAGUGAAAGUUUUUCUUGGAGUAAUUCAAAUGUUUGGUCAUAAUUUGGCUAGACAGAGAGAACGUAUUGUUUCUUGUAUUGAAGACUUCGCAGCAUUGCAGAAUGAAGCGGAACGAUUUGAAAGUAUUUAUGAAGCCAUGAAUACAAUGCAGGAUUCUGCAGGUCUUUCCCUUUCUUCAUUUGUUCUUUACCACACAUUAUUACUUAUCGAAUAUCAUUUUUAUUUAUCCGCAAGGCUGGAUCUUUUCGCACCGUUUGAAUAUCCCUAUAUUUACUGGUAUCUAAGUGAUAUUGUAUACAAAUUGAUUGUUAAUGCGUUGAGUCAUUCCAGAGAUGUCUUAUUAGCUGAGAAACAGAAAGGUAUGAAAAUUAAGAAAAAAAGCGAGCGCAAGAAAAACAGUAAAACAUGGCAGGAAGGUGAAUUAAAUCGAAGGAUAAGCGCUAUAGAAAAUUCUUUGCUAUUUUACAAAGCUCAGCUUGCUUUGUCAUCUGCUUUUUACCAGGCUUCAGUUGGAUUAAUUGCCAUGAAUAAAAUCCGAAUUCCAAAGAACGAUGCAUCUGAGCGUUAUCGCUUCGAACUACGAAUGUCUCCCUUUUCUUCUUUAUCAUCACCGUUAUUCGUAUCCUAUGACUAUUUCAUGCAAUCAUCAAGGAAAGAAAAUUCAUCAUCUUGGAAUAGUCGUAGUUGUUUUUCAUAUGCUUACGAUGCAUUUGCUGCAGCACGAACAUUUUUGGAAGAAAGUACGGACAUACAAGAAGUAUCAGAAUACAUACGUGUAUGUAAGAAUAAUAUGAUUGUAUCAAAAAUUUUAUCAUGUGGCGGUAAAGAUAAAUCAAAUAUUCGAUUUAUUUUGGACGAUUGUGUGCCAUUGUUCCCGAUUUUAAAAAUCGAUUAA